AACAGUUUCGUUGGACAAUAAAGCAGACUGUAAACGGAUGGGGUUGUAGGCGCCCUUAUAAACACAAACAUUAAAAAUCAGGAACGUGACGAUUACUGGCAGCUUAAGUGCUGAAAACAAAUCAAGAUUUAUCAGUUCUAUGUGAAACUCAGGAGAAAUGUUAAGAGUUCUAGCCACAACCUUCAGAGUUGGAACAACUCUAAAUAAGCCCAUAAAACAUGCAUAUGUUGUUUCUUCUUCAGAUACUGAUUUUUUAUUACACGGCUUUUCUCCUGUACGUGGGUAUGCUGCCAGACCUAAACAGACUUUAUUCUUGGAGGAAAACACACUGAGUUCAAAGAUUCUAAAUUAUCUGAGAACUGGUACAAAGUACUCGGUUGCUGACAUUCCUGGUAUUGAUAGAAUCAACAGUAAUGUUUGUAAUGAUGCUUAUGCUAUACAUCAGAUGCUGCUUGUCAUUUCCCACAGUUUAGUACCAAAGGCAAAUGAUGUCCUCAAACUUUUCUCAUUAUAUGCCAUAUUAAAGCAUUCUAUUUUACAAGAUAUUAUAUCCAAGAAAUCUCUCAUGGUAACAGUGAAGAAGAAAGUCUAUGAUAGUGUAUCCUUGAUGACUCAAGAUGAACUCAGAAACUUUGCAGUGGUAUUAAAAGAAAUGAAUUUCCAGAAAACAAGAUAUUUAAUGGAACUUGCUGGAUAUAUUGAUUCUGAAUGUGAAAAACGAGCAUGGAAUGGAAAUUUUGAACAGUGCCUGGAGCUCUUUGAUAUUCUAUUAAUAUUAUAUGGAAAUAAUAUCUACAGGAAAAAAGAGUAUGACACUUUUAUGUCAUUAUUUGAGAAACACACAGAAUCAUUUCAGCCUCAGCAUUUAGUAAAAGUUCUUUAUUAUGUAGGAAUUGGUAAGAAAAAAAAGUUAUCAAGAGAGUUUAUUGACAAACUAGUGAGAAAGCUGGGUGUUCACUAUCAAGAUUUGUCUUUUCAAGAUGCUGGCAUAGCAGCAUCUGGUGUAUUUAAAUCUAAUAUAAAAGUGGACAAAGCCUCACCAUUUAUAAUAAAAAUGGUACAACAUUUUAAAACUAAAGUUGAAGAAUGCACCUCUAUUUAUGACUUAGAAUCCUAUGGACUUGUUGCAAUGAUGAAACUCAUUCGUGCAACAAAAUUUCAAGACAUUGAACUCUUUCCUCCUUUGAAUGCUUUUAUAAUGAGCACAAAUUUAAACACACUCUCAUCUGAGGUUGUUGCUCACACACUGGCACUCUAUGCCAACACUGGUGUAUACCAUCCUGAAAUUUUCACAAAGCUACAAAAUAUAUUAAUCCAUCACUUAGAAGAUCCAUCACACACUGUCCGCCUAAAAGAUUUGUCUAGAAUUCUUUGGGCAUUUAGUCAUGUAAGUCAUCAAUGUGAUAAGGCUUUUUUCAAAGAAAUUGAUAAAUAUCUCAUGGAGUUUGUAUAUAAUGGUGAAAUAGAUACAUAUCCACAUUAUCUAUCAAGUACACUUCUCUCCAUGGCUGUCCUUGAACAUUACCCUCAAGAACUAAUCAAGGAAACCUUCAGGCCUGAAAGAAUUCACAGAUUACAAGGUUACCAGAAGAGCAAGCAGCUGUCUCGUCUUCUAAUGCUAAAUGAGUGUCUUAAAUUGGAAUUUCCUGAAUUAAUCCUUGAAAUACCAGACAUCUCAAAAAGUAAUUUACCUUUAAGAACUCUCACAGAUGAAACUAAUCAUCGUCCAGCUCUUGCAACAUUAAUGGAAGGUGCCUUCCUUAUUAAUCAAAUAGUUGGUGCAUCUGUUCUGAAACUUAAGUUUCCUAUUACACACAUUAACUAUGCAAGUUUGUUAUUCGAUAAUAGUGAGCUAAAGGAUCAAAAUUGUAUCUGGUUACCAAAUAGCACUGGCCAGCGAGACCAUGUACUACAACAACUGUCUAUGAUUAAAGAGAAUUUCUUUGUGCAGCACAUAGCUAUUGAACUGUUGGAUUCUCAUACUACUUUGUCUACAUCAGAACCAAUUGGAAUAGUGAAAAUGAAGAUGCGACUUCUGAGUCAGCGUGGCUGGGAAGUGAAGAAAGUUCACUCAAAAGAUGUUGAAAACUGUCAAGGUGAUGUCCAAGCACUAGCAACUUUGAUUCUGAAUGAGUUGACUAAAGUAUCCAUAUAAUUGUAACAUUUGAAAAUUUGAAGUUAAACUGAAGAAAAAGCUAAUUAAAAUGUAAUUGUGCCACUCGUCUGCACAGUUUUUUUUUUUUAUGUCGAAUUAAAGACGAUUCAUUAGCAUUCUUAUAGUUUUUAAACUCAUAUUUUAUUAUUUAUGUACUGUGCAUAAAACAUUUAACUUACUGAUUUAUUUAUACAGUUUUUGUACGUAUUGUGCAAAAAAAAUUUUUUUUUUUAAAUAUCACUAAAUAAAAUUUCCUAGCAGAUUCAUACAAAUUUGUAAGGCAUUUUAUUGCUGAUUACAGUUUAGCUGAAAUGUAGAGCCAAUUAAUCCCAACAGGUUAAGUGUUUUAUAUAUAAUUAUUAUUGUGUUGUAUAUUGUCAAUUUUGCAGUCCUCUACAUUUGUAGAUUAGCAUUGUUUACAAUGAAAUAAACAUCUCACA
Messenger RNA from Cherax quadricarinatus, 2595 nucleotides. RefSeq lists its product as uncharacterized. The record is from RefSeq and is a predicted model, not a curated record. NCBI's taxonomy places the organism in Eukaryota, Metazoa, Arthropoda, Malacostraca, Decapoda, Parastacidae.